AUGGAUCCAAGUCCGUUCUUAGGUGGCAAUGGUGCUUAUACAUUAUGCAAACUAAUUGAGGUCAAUUUCUAUGAUAUAGCACUCUCCCUUGUCAUGAAGUUUCCAAAAGUUGCUAUAACGAAAUCAAAAUCAUUAGAAAUGUGCGGAUUGGAGAUGAUCGUUCGGAGGCCAUUUGCAUUUCAAAGCGGGGCUAAGCUGACAUGGUGGCAGAACCUCAUCUAUUCUUUAAUUCAAGUGGAUACCAAUUCUGCAUAUAUCGAACCAGUGGAACAAGCCGGGUGCACCAUUAGGGACGAAGAAAACCCACUAUCAGAAAACUUAGAUUGUGCAGAAGUAGAGGAAAGCUCCAAAGUCCCCAUAUCAACUACUUAUCAAGAAAUCGUUAUGUCCUACUUAACUCGAGGUUAUUUCCUUGAGAGAUACCUUAACUUUGACUUUUCAACUGGAAUCUUCGAACGAUUAUAUAACCAAAAGCUGGUGCACCAACAAGCAAUUGCAUUGAUCAAACAAAUGUUAAUGGAGAUAUGUAAGUUGACUACGUUAUCUAGGUUUUUGGGCGAUAAUCCAAACAUCAUGAGGAUAGCUAUAAAGCAUGGGAUCAUUGAAUUUGUAUCCGAGUGUCUUCAGAAGAAUGAUAAUCUAAUUUUUAGUACGAUACCAGGAGAAGGAUCGAUGAUACAAUUGGCUAUUAAAGAACGGAAAGAAAUGAUAGUGGAGCUCAUAUGUAAAUCUGGUGACAAGAUUGGAGAAAAGAUCGAUCUUCUUUCUCGAAGAGAUGCGGACAAAAAUAACAUAUUGCAUUACGCUGCCAAGUUAGCGCCUUUUGCUCAACUCAAUUUGGUUUCAGGUGCAGUGCUCCAAAUACAACGAGAAAUGCAAUGGUAUAAGGGGGUAGAGAGUAUGUUAGGUGAAAGUGAUAGGUUUACCAGAAAUACAAAAGGAGAUCCAGCUCAAUUCAUAUUUACAGAGGCACACAAGGACUUAGUGAAGGAAGGACGAGAUUGUUUGAAAGAUACAUCUGGAUCGUGCAUGAUAGUUGCUUCCUUAAUUGCAAUCGUAACAUUUGCAGCUGCUUUUACUGUUCCUGGAGGUAACAUCAGCGACAGUAACAGUUUUAUGAAUGGCACUCCAGUUUUUCUGGGUAAAUCUUCAUUUACUGUGUUUGUGGUGUCAGAUGCCUUGGCUCUAUUAUCUUCAAUCACAUCGGUGCUCAUCUUCUUAGCAAUAUAUACUUCAAGAUUCGCAGAAUUGGAUUUUCUGAAGUCUCUACCACAAAAAUUGAUAAUCGGCCUUGCAACUCUCUUUAUAUCUAUGGUGUAA
This is a messenger RNA of Papaver somniferum (opium poppy), 1320 nucleotides long. Its product is annotated as ankyrin repeat-containing protein ITN1-like. NCBI's taxonomy places the organism in Eukaryota, Viridiplantae, Streptophyta, Magnoliopsida, Ranunculales, Papaveraceae. The transcript has 5 exons. The coding region runs from base 1 to 1320 and encodes 439 amino acids. The record is from RefSeq and is a predicted model, not a curated record.